Messenger RNA from Aegilops tauschii subsp. strangulata, 974 nucleotides. The record is from RefSeq and is a predicted model, not a curated record. Lineage: Eukaryota; Viridiplantae; Streptophyta; Magnoliopsida; Poales; Poaceae.
CGUCCACCCGCUUGUUGCGGCUGUGCUGCUGACUGUGGGCACCACACUGGGAAGGGCCCACCGGUCUGUUACUCACCUCCUUCUUCUGGGGUGUGGCUUGCUUGGUGCCAUGGUGCCGAGCCUGACGUGCGGCCGGGGGCUCUGUGACGUGCGUGUGUCACUUCGUGGGGCUGCUACCGCGUCGCGUGCGUCUGGCAUGCCCAGGCUGCUCGCUCGCUUCGCCCACUCGCUAUCGUCCUCCUUUCCGCCCUACUGCUCGCUCUGUUCGUCGCCUCGCUUCGUCCCAUUCGAGCGCCUGCACCAUGGCCAUCCGUUCCUCCAUGGGUGCUGUUGGUUGAGUUUGCCUGGUUUUCACGUUGGCUCCUUCGUAGGAGUGUGGGUCAUUCAGUCCUUGCUGUCCAGCUCAUUACUGCGUCUCCAUUCUGCUCGUCCGGCCUUGUCAAGGAUGUGUGCAUUUGUUUCGGUUGUUAUUCCUAUUUUGGAGGUUGUGGUGGCCGAAUGCGCUUUGCCAUCCCUUUUGUACCUGUGGGAGGUCACAGAAGAUGGCUAGCUCUGUCCUUACUGGGGUAGAGCCUGAGCUUUCCCGGGGAUGGUUCUCGUCGAGUGCCUCGGCGAGAGUUUUUUUGGGGCUCAGCCUGUUGUGGGUUCAUGAAUGCUUAUGAACAAGCUGAUUUACACGCCAUAUGUUUUUUACAAGGGCUAUAUGGAUUCGUCGUCCAUGACUAUAACUAUGGCUGUAUGAUGGCCUAUAGGAGAUCUGCACGUUCAUCCAUAGUUAUUGCGGUCUCUGUUGUUCGACACGUUAUGCGCCUGGAGAGAGAGUUGCUUCAUUUGUGGUCUGCACCUACCAAUAUGCCCAUUGUUUUGUCUGUUGUCCCAGUUGUCGCUGAACAGACAAAAGCAAUUGCUGGUACUAACAUUUAGUUUGUGAAUAUACACAAAUUUCCUUUAAAUUGUUUGUAUCAUUGUGUUUA